Molecule: messenger RNA, 1972 nt
Organism: Carassius auratus (goldfish)
Lineage: Eukaryota; Metazoa; Chordata; Actinopteri; Cypriniformes; Cyprinidae
Product: mediator of RNA polymerase II transcription subunit 22
Exons: 5
Coding region: 150-572 (140 amino acids)
Biological process (GO): regulation of transcription by RNA polymerase II
Cellular component (GO): mediator complex
Molecular function (GO): transcription coregulator activity
Source: RefSeq, a predicted model, not a curated record
GGAGGACGAAAAGGACUGUGGGAAAUAUAAUACCGAGAUGACAUCAUCUGUUCGCGACAGAACAAAAGAUUGAGGCUCGUGUUUAUUUGGAGAGAAAUUAAAAGAAUGUUUGCAGCUCAUUGCGUCAAGUGUGACUGAAGAGCGCUGAGAUGGCCACACAGAGAGUCCUCCCGCAAAGCAAAGAAACUCUUCUGCAGAACUACAACAAGAGACUUAAAGAUGACAUCAGGUCAAUUCUAGACAAUUUUACGGAAAUAAUCAAAACAGCAAAGGUGGAAGAAGAGACUCAGGUUUCCAGAGCGACACAAGCUGAGCAGGACCACUAUGAAAUGCAUGUGCGAGCCGCCAACAUUGUACGUGCAGGAGAGUCUCUCAUGAAGCUGGUCUCAGACCUGAAGCAGUUCCUCAUCCUGAAUGACUUCCCCUCUGUCAAUGAGGCCAUCAGUCUCCGCAACCAGCAGCUGCGUACGCUGCAGGAAGAGUGCGACAAGAAGCUCAUCUCCCUGCGUGAUGAGAUUGCCAUUGACCUGUAUGAGCUCGAGGAAGAGUAUUACUCCUCCAGGUACAAAUAGACCAGUGUUCCCAAACGUGUGCAGUCACCUCUGCCUUCCCUUGCUUACCAAUGCCAUACAUUUGAUAUGUACAUCCUAAGAACAUAAAACGGGGUGAUUCGUGGAGCAAAAGGUAUUUUUAACUUGCACAACUGAUUAUUGGCUCCAACGGUUUUCAUUUUUCUUAAAAUAUCAUGUGCUAACUAUUGUGUUUUGCUAUUUGUUUAAUUAUGCCAUCCCAGUUUUUGUCCUCCAUACACAUAAUCAUAUCAUACCAUUGUGCCUUCAUAAGAGUGUUCAUUCUCGCAGGUAAGACUAAAUGAUGAAAGAGUACAUUCUCUUUUGAACCAGCUCAGUCAUGUAGUAAGACUCAAUUACUAAUUAGAUACUGUAGGGUUUUAUUCCACUUGUCAUAUUCAUAUCAAGCCAGACAUCAUAUCUUUUACUACUAUGCUUCUAAUAUGGCAAAUUUAUAGGAAAAUUCAUAUAUCCAUAGUGUCAUAUCCAUCCAUAUUGUAGACAUGCCAAAGACAAUAUCAAGCACUUUCAGUAUAACUGGUUUUGCACAAGAAAACGUCUCCGGUUACUAUCGUAACCUCGGUUCCCUGAGAGGCGGGAACGAGACAUGUUGAUGUUGAGUUACCGCCUCGAGAGGGAACCCAUUUGUUAUACUGUCUGAAAUGCAUGUAAAUACCCCCCCCCCACCCCAGGUGCCUCAAACGAUAAUGUUUUAGAAGAUUUUCGGGUAUUUAGUAUUAUUAGUGGUGCUGUCUGGAGUAUAUUUUUAUAGAGAUUAGUAUAGGAUAAAUCUGGAUCUUAAGGGCUAUUCAAAGAUUUUAAAUUCAAAUUUAAGCUGCCUUUGAAGCACACCAGUGGAGAGGUUAAUAGUUAUAUGAGAAGAGACAUUUUGGAAUUAUGGAAAUAAAUGUAUACAUUUUUAAUUUUUUUUUAAGAAAAAUGUACAUGUGAAUUUAAAUUUGAAAUUGGAUUGGGCACAUUGAUUUUGGAUGCCUAUAAUCAACGAUGAGCUGCAAAAUUCAAAGCACUUAAGAAUUUGUAAAAAGUAAUAUAUGGUGCUGUACAUAUAGUAAAAAUUACUUUAAAAAUCUUUAAUUAGCUUAAUGGAAGAAAUUUGUUAAGAUGAAAAUCUGUUAUUGUCGUUGAGAUUUUCACUGUAUGUUCAUAAAUGCAGUGAUUUUUUUUUUCUCUGUUGUACUAAUUGAAGUUUGUGAAAACUUUCAGAGGCAUACAUGUCACGUUCAAAAUGCAAUAUUUAUUGUUUCUUUGUGGUGACAUAUUUAGAAGACACUGUGUUGGUCACAUUAGUACCUGUUCAAAAUGUGUAAGGAUAUUUGUCAGCUUUUUCACAAACCAACUGGUCAUUUCAAAUUUCAUAAAUAAACCAGAGAGAAAUUAGAGCA